This is a messenger RNA of Benincasa hispida (wax gourd), 645 nucleotides long. RefSeq lists its product as uncharacterized. NCBI's taxonomy places the organism in Eukaryota, Viridiplantae, Streptophyta, Magnoliopsida, Cucurbitales, Cucurbitaceae. The record is from RefSeq and is a predicted model, not a curated record.
UCGAAGCUCCAUUGGAUUUUUGGGCGUCGAAUACAACAAUGGAAGGCCAGCAGGUUUUAGAGAAUUGGGAUUCUCUCUGGUUCUUCGCCACCGUAUUCUCCAAUAGAACGCCGCCGCCGCCGCCGCCACCGGUCGUCGAAAACCCCACUCAAAAUGACUUCGUUGAGCCUCCUGGAGAAGAAAUUGCGACACCCCUUACUCCAAAUGAGCAAAAUAACGUUGGUGAUGAGAAGAAGAUUGAAAAUGGUGGUGGGUUUGGGAUAAAAACAGAGGAGAAGGAGCAAAGGAGAAAAAACAGAGGAAGGAGAUGUUGGGGUUUGGAGCAGAGGAGAAAAAUUGUUGGAGAGAUGGAUCUGAGUUAUGCUGUGAAGGAGAUUUGUGAAUGUUGGUUGUUUGAAGAGACGAGAAUUGGAGGUGGGAAUCAGUACCAGAGGAAGAAGAAGACGAAGAAGAUGCCUCCGUUUGAAGAUAGUAUGGCCAUGAAAGAACACAUCAGAUCCUGGGCUUAUGCAGUGGCUUGCACUGUUAGAUGAUCACACUAAUUGACAAUUUUGUUUUAUGAUUUUCUAUCCAAAUUUUGUAUUCAGAUCUGUAAUUUGGUGAAUAAGUUUCUCCAUUAGUUCUAUUUUAGUUUAUGUUUUUUUU